Molecule: messenger RNA, 1553 nt
Organism: Glossina fuscipes
Lineage: Eukaryota; Metazoa; Arthropoda; Insecta; Diptera; Glossinidae
Product: putative peptidyl-tRNA hydrolase PTRHD1
Exons: 2
Coding region: 1174-1530 (118 amino acids)
Molecular function (GO): peptidyl-tRNA hydrolase activity
Source: RefSeq, a predicted model, not a curated record
UGAUUUAUUUGUUACUUCAAACCUUUCUUAUAAUAAAUAUUCAAAGCAGUUAUAAAAAUUUUACAAAUAUUUUCUCAGCCAAUUAUAUAAUUUACCCUCCGAAUUUUCAUCCAACAUGCUGGAAAGCUAUAAAAAAUAGCAUCGAUGGAAAUUAGGACGUGGGUUAACUGAAGAAUAACUAAACCUACGCCGCAUUCAGGUUUAAAGAAGCCCUGCUUCUGUAAGCUUCAGUUUUCGUAGGCACACUUCCAUCAAGCGGGCAGCACUUUCAUCAGCUGCAGUAUCACAUCCUGCUUGCAUUUCACUAACUUGCGUCAUCACGUGGAAUCUACGUUACCAUAUUAUUGGAUUAUUUUUAAUUUCAUUUAAUGAAAGAAAUUGCAAAAAUAGAGGUGGAACUUAAGUUAUGGAAAGAACCCGGAUGUGGAACUUAAUUUUUGGAAAGAACCCGGAUGUGGCACAAAUUGUUUGAGGAGUAAAACUAUAAAAGGGCCAUAAAUGUAAAUAAGAACUUUGCGUAAAACAACGAUAAAAAAGUUUAUGGAAAAGCAGAUUAAAAUUUUGGUUAGUUAAUGAAAGCAACAAUAUGAAAUUACUGAUGCAAUAUAGCAAAGUAAAAAAACUGCUUUCAUUUUUUUAAAAUUGGAAAUAAAUCGUCUUUACUCCUUGUUCUUCAUUCAUUGUACAGUGGUACACAGUAUGAACUAAAAUCUUAAAUCGUACAACAUAAAAAAGAUUUAAAUUAGUACAAAAUAACAAUAAAUUAGUUAAAUUAUUUAAAAAUUUAAAAUGAAUAGGCUUUAUUUCUUAUGCCCUCUUUUUGUUUAACUUGUACAUAUACAAAACCAUAUAAUUUACGAAUUCCCGCAAAGCAUUACAAAAAGUUGCAAAAUUGAAAUUCCAUCUCGAAAAUGGGUAUUAACGCAUUAUCGUUUUUAAGUUAAACAGCACAUAAGUGAAAAGACUCUUGAGUCAAGAGUGUGUACGCUGACAACACAGCUACAGUAGCCGGGGAAAUUUUUCAUGGUCGGGCAAAUUUCUGGUCUGGGAUAUUUUUCAUGGUCGGGGUGUUUGAAUUCGCAUUUAUUGAAAGCAACUCUGUCUUAUUUGUUUUAAUAAACGAUGUAAAGGGAAAAACCAGUCCCUCUUAAGAUAAAUAAAUAAUAAGGCGAAAUGUCUAUCGUACAAUAUAUAAUAGUGCGAAGUGAUCUGAAAACGAUUUUAAAUUGGCCGCUUGGUGCGGUAAUUGCCCAAUGUUGUCACGCUGCCACAGCUGUUUUGCGUUUGUUUGCCGAUGAUGAACAAACAAUACAAUAUUUGGAGGAUCUAGAUAACAUGCAUAAAGUCAUUUUAGAGGCCAAGAACGAUACCGUCUUGUUAAAGCUGGCUGAGAAAUUAAAGGAAGGCGAUAUUAAACAUAAACUGUGGAUAGAACAACCAGAAAAUAUACCCACUUGUUUGGCCAUAAAACCGUACGCUAAGGAAAAUGUGCACCAAUAUGUAAAACACCUAAAGUUGUUGCGGGACUAAGUUGUAGGACGUCGGUCGGACGU